This is a messenger RNA of Drosophila arizonae, 819 nucleotides long. Its product is annotated as mitochondrial inner membrane protease subunit 2. Gene Ontology annotation, molecular function: serine-type endopeptidase activity. Lineage: Eukaryota; Metazoa; Arthropoda; Insecta; Diptera; Drosophilidae. The record is from RefSeq and is a predicted model, not a curated record. Gene Ontology annotation, cellular component: mitochondrial inner membrane peptidase complex; membrane.
UGUUAUGUAUUCAUUUUAAAGACGCAACCUAAACUCAUUUUAUAUGUAUGUACAUACAUAUUUAUAUGUGCUAGCGGUGCAACUUUUUUUCACCAAACAUAUAAAAACGCAAAACCUAAUAAAGGCUACACAGAACUAGACACCAAACCAUGCCGUCAUGGCAUUCCGUCGCUUUGGUAAAUCCCUGCUUUAUGGCUUGCCGCUAGGCAUCACGUUCCUCGAUUGCGUCGGAUAUGUGGCUAGAGUUGACGGCACUUCUAUGCAACCCGCACUUAAUCCCGUGGCAGAGGAACGCGACUACGUAUUUCUUUUGCGCUGGGGCAUCCACAACAGUGCUGUGGAACGUGGCGAUAUAAUCUCACUAAUCUCCCCCAAGGACCCCAGUCAAAAGAUUAUCAAACGCGUGGUGGGAAUGCAAGGCGAUGUCGUCUCCACUCUUGGCUACAAGCACGAGAUUGUGCGCGUACCAGAUGGCCACUGUUGGGUCGAGGGUGAUCACACGGGCUACUCUCUGGACAGCAACACCUUCGGUCCAGUUGCAUUGGGUCUGAUGUCCGCCCGAGCGGUGGCCAUCGUUUGGCCACCAGAACGUUGGAGGAUAUUGAAGAAUGAGCUUCCGCGACGAAGGCGACCGGUGCAGGUGGCUAAGGCCAAUUACUACAACUAGGCACAAGACUGAAGAAAGAGACAAAGCUGUUGGUAGCCGCUAAGUAGCCACAUACACAUACUGUUUGUACAUAUAUAUAUUUUAUUAUCGGUUUUGUGUUCAAUUGGUAUCGUUCCUUUACGCAAAAAUAAUGUUUCAAAAUUUUUAAUGCU